This is a messenger RNA of Darwinula stevensoni, 324 nucleotides long. The record is from the annotation of a GenBank genome assembly. NCBI's taxonomy places the organism in Eukaryota, Metazoa, Arthropoda, Ostracoda, Podocopida, Darwinulidae.
AUGCAGGUCAAGCAAGACAAGCAGAAUCGAUUUUCCUUCUUGAAUGUGCUCAUAUCCGCCUUUCAAUUUGGUCAAUCCAUCUUGACUCGGAAGCAUCACAGCAACCAUUCAGAUAGAUGUAUGAGACAGAUUCGGGAUGAGGAAUUCUCUCAAGCCCAGCGAAUUUACAUCGUGUACGAGAUCCUGCGCACCCCUGGAUCAGAAGACGGCGAGGAGGAGACUGGCAUUCGAGAGCUCACUGACGAUAAGGUAUACCGGGGCUUCCUUUUCCCUACUGACGGCAUCCUUUUCUGGCAGAGUUAUUGCGCUUUAUGUUUAAGGUGA